This is a messenger RNA of Aphanomyces astaci, 678 nucleotides long. RefSeq lists its product as hypothetical. The transcript has a single exon. Bases 1 to 678 code for a protein of 225 amino acids. The record is from RefSeq and is a predicted model, not a curated record. NCBI's taxonomy places the organism in Eukaryota, Oomycota, Saprolegniomycetes, Saprolegniales, Verrucalvaceae.
AUGCCAUCGCCUUCCCCUUCAAAGGGUAAAAGGCAGUAUUAUUCUGCCAAGACCAAGUUGUCGGUGGUCAUGGAGCACCAAAAAGGCACAUGCAGGGCCUAUGCAACUGCCAAACGUCAUGGUAUCCAGCGAUGGAUCCAACAUUUACCCCAACUCAAGCAAGCGGUUUCCAAGCGUCCAAGCAAACUCACCGUGAGCGAAUGCCCUAAGGUUGCUGCGCCCGAACUGGAAGCUGCAGUGCUGGAGUACUGUGGAACGUUGCGAGACAGCGACAUUGCUGUCAGCACGAACAUGCUCAUUGUGAAGGCGUUGAGCAUUGACCCAACGUUCUGCGGUGGUAUCCACAAGCGCUUGUUUCACUGGUUAUACAAGUUCAUGGAGCGCCACACUCUGUACAUUCGGUGCCCAACACGUCAAGGCCAAAAGAAGUCGAACCAUGUCACUCAGGUAAUGAAUGAUUUUGUUGGAAACUUAAGUCGUCGUUUCCUGCCCUUUGGGAUAUUGGAAAAUGUUCCAAUGGACCGAGUUGUCAACAUGGAAGAGACCCCAGUGCACUUUAAGCCAAAGGUGCACACGACCAUCUCGAAGAAAGGUGCAACGACGGUUUCCGCGCGCGUCGGCUCCACACACAACCCUUGUGUGUCCCUGUGUCUGGCGGUCACGGCCACCGGAAAGUAG